Molecule: messenger RNA, 369 nt
Organism: Opisthorchis viverrini
Lineage: Eukaryota; Metazoa; Platyhelminthes; Trematoda; Opisthorchiida; Opisthorchiidae
Exons: 3
Coding region: 1-369 (122 amino acids)
Source: RefSeq, a predicted model, not a curated record
AUGGAUCAGAAACCUGACCGCUGCGCGCCGAGGACGUCAAAAGACUCUCAGUGUUUGACCAUCGAUGUCUUCGGAGUAUUGCUCGAAUCUGGUUGGAACACCGGAUCAGCAAUUCUGAACGCUCCAAACAAACCCGACAACAACAAGCAGGCCACCCCUCUUUGGUAUCGCUCUUUGGAAAGCAAAAAUCACCAAAAGCUGCGUUGGUUAGGCCAUAUACUGCCAAUGCCGUUUGCCGGAAAGCGGUUCUCCCUGGUCAAAAUCAAAGUGGCAGAUGCAGGCGAAGGGCAACCUUUGACUUGGCACACGGGUAUGAAAGAGAUAACGAAACAUCUGCCUGCCGUUGGUGCUACUCGUCGUUCAGGAUGA